AUGGGGUCGCCUUUUAAGAGUAGAGAGAGGGACGAGUCGGGACCCAGAGACAGUCCCAUUCCGAAGGAGCAACAACAACCAAGAGGAGACGGAGUAUCGUGUGUCAAGGACCUGUGGCUGCAGGACGUGACUCUGGUGUUCCUGACAGUCUUAACCAUCCUGGUGGUGAUCCUUGUAACCUCCUACCAGGUAGAUCCUGCUACCAGCCCCUCCUGGGGAGGAUCCACCCCCACCUCCAACCCCCCUGCUGCUGCCCUACCCCUCGACCCCUGUGGACACCUCCACCUGUCCAGGAACAUCUCCUACCCCCUCCAGCAGCUGUACCUGGAGGUACGGUGCAGCGAGACGAAACACGAUCUGGUCCUGGGGAUGUCCAACGCUGAUGUAGUGGUCCUGUAGGAUGAUGGCCACUAGUUCUACUUUGGGGAUGUGUGGAGUGACAGUCAGGGCCGUGUGAAUCUGGACAGUCAGCAGGACUACCAGCAGGACUACCAGCUGAUGGCGGCCACUCAGACACCUGAGGGAUUCUCUCUGCUGUUCAAGAGGCCCUUCAGCACCUGCGAACCACAAGACUACAUCAUAGAGGAGGGCACUGUCCACCUGAUCUAUGGAGUGCUGGAUCUGCCAAUCCGCUUGCUCCAGCAGCUCAAACUGUCCCAGAUCGAGACGGGGGUGCAGAGAGCCCGCCUACUCUGCCCUGACACCCCGUCUCCCUCCCUGCUCCAGGACAUACACACCCUGGAGGUCCGGAACACCGACGUCAACAUCUCCACCCAGGAGACCACCUACUGGUGUCACAUCUUCCAGAUUCCCCCCAUCAGGCAAAAUAACCACAUCGUGAUGUACAAGUCAGUGGUAACCCCAGGUAACAAGGCCAUAGUGCACCACAUGGAGGUGUUUGAGUGUUCUCCUGAGAUGGAUACGGCCCCCAAGUACAGCAGAUCCUGUGACUCCAAGAUGAAGUCAGCCGGCCUCAACUACUGCCGCCACAUUCUGGCUGCUUGUGCCAUGGGAGCGGAGGGAGGCUUUGGGAUCAUGGAGGAGAUGUGUGAUAACUAUGUGAACUACUAUCCCGGACUCAACUGGAGCUGUUAUGAAGAAAAUUAG
Messenger RNA from Oncorhynchus tshawytscha (Chinook salmon), 1107 nucleotides. RefSeq names its product dopamine beta-hydroxylase (dopamine beta-monooxygenase). Gene Ontology annotation, biological process: octopamine biosynthetic process; dopamine catabolic process; norepinephrine biosynthetic process. Gene Ontology annotation, molecular function: dopamine beta-monooxygenase activity; copper ion binding. Gene Ontology annotation, cellular component: secretory granule membrane. The record is from RefSeq and is a predicted model, not a curated record. Lineage: Eukaryota; Metazoa; Chordata; Actinopteri; Salmoniformes; Salmonidae.